ACUGAAUGGGCAAUUCAGGCUUUGUGCAGCUCAAUUGAGGAAGCAAACAUAAAGACAAGAUUCCUGAGAGCUCCGGCUCCCUUCCCAUGGAUAUGCCAGCGCCCUGUUAGAGUCCUUCCCGGCUACCUUUCGCCACAACAGUGCACCUCCCUGACCGCACAGGCCGUCCAGCGCCCAUCCCUGAGGGGUCCUGGAGAAAGAGAGGUGGUCAGGAGAAAGAGGGACAAAGCCAGAGCCAGAGACAAGAAACCGAGAGAGCCACUCAAUGCUCAAGGACAGCAGGGAAAUCAGCCCGCCCAGCUUACCCGUCUGAUUGUCUGUCUGCACUGGAGCAUGGCAGCUGUAGGCCAGGAGUGUUUCAGGAAGGUUUGCAAGCCCAUUUCCACCAGCCCAGCUCCUCCUCAGUCCUGAACAUUUCGCUCCUGCACACACUCCUGAAUGCAUGCACAUGCACACACUCACACUCACACACACACACUACCUCCUUGAGAAACCAGGGAACCGAGGUCAAGGGGAGGAGGGGCAUGGAGGCCUAAGAGAGUGGGGCUGAGGGGUAGAAAUUUACCGGGAAAUGAUUGCAUUUGGGAGCUGUCUUUUUUGUGAUGGUCCCCAUGGUGACAAUUUGUGACGGCAAAGAAUGUGGGAACGGGGCGCCGCCGCCUGAUUGGGAUGCUUUGUAUCUGGAGAGGCGCUCCUGAUUGGCCUAAGGGCCCCCCAGCCCUGGGAGUUGUCCUCCAUUCAGCCCACUCAAGGGCUUGCACUGCCGCUCCCUCAGCGGGCAGCACGGAGAUCGGUCGGGCCUGCCCAGGUCUGCAGUGGGGAACCUGCUGGCCACGUCUGGCGGCGGUGGGCCCGGCCAGCACCUCCGAUCAGCCCCUGCACCCCCCUCACCCUGCAGAGCCCACCCUCUUCAUGGAAAGCCCCAUGCAGUGGCCCCCCUGGUGAUGGCAUCCGACAGUGACGUGAAGAUGCUGCUGAAUUUUGUGAACCUGGCAUCCAGUGACAUCAAGGCGGCGCUGGACAAGUCUGCACCCUGCCGCCGCUCUGUGGACCACCGCAAGUACCUGCAGAAGCAGCUCAAACGCUUCUCGCAGAAGUACUCCCGGCUCCCCCGGGGGCUUCCUGGCAGGGCUGCCGAGCCUCACCUGAGAAGGGGGCCCGAAGACCACCCCGAGCAGUUGCCCCUCCAUCCCUCAAUCCCUUGUGGCCCUGAUUCCAGCCCUGGUGGGAUUGGGGGCUGCAAGGAGAAGGCUCUGGGGAGUCCCUUUGGGGAGGAAUAUCUUUCCAAGGAGCAGACCCUCCAGGGCCAGGGCCCAGGAGCUGCCAACCUUGGCCAGGUGCCCAUGCGGAAAAGACAGCUGCCUGCUUCCUUCUGGGAAGAGCCGAGGCCCACCCACAGCUACCCCAUGGGACUGGAGGGUGGACCAGACCCCAGGGAGGGACUUCUCUAUGAGUGUAAGAAAAAUUGCAAGGGCUUAGAGUCUGUGGUGCCUGAGGCUGCCCCAGGGCCCCUGUCCCCAAGAGCACUGGCUGACAAGGAGCCACUCAAGAUGCCUGGGGUCUCCUUGGUGGGCCGUGUUGAUGCUUGGAACUACUGCCCCUUCCAGUACCAUGGACAGCCCAUCUACCCUGGCCCUCCAGGGGCCCUGCCUGCAAGCCCCAUCCCUGGCCUGGGCCUGUGGAGUAAAAGUCCAGCUUUGCCCACAGAGCUGGCCCACUUCUGCAAGCAUGUGGAUGGCCCAGGGCAGAAGGUGUACAGACCUGUGGUUCUGAAGCCCAUCCCCACCAAGCCGGCUGUGCCCCCACCCCUUUUCAACGUUUUCGGCUACCUCUAGCUAGGCUGCCAGGGCCUGGGUCACCUCCUCCAGCCUGCAGUCAUGGGGGCCCAAGGAGCUGUCUUUGGGAGGAGGAGACUGGGCAGAGGCAUGGUCUGGGCAUUCCCAACGCCCCAUCCUUCCCUUUGCAUGUUCUGAGGGCAGUCUUGGGGCAGGGGCUUUUCAGGCAGUCAUCAGCUCAAGCCCUGCAGCCUUGGGGCCAGGCUCAGUGCCUUCUCCUCAGCCCAGCUGGAGCCCAGCAGAUCCUUCCCUGUUCCUGUGCAGACCACGGGCAUUGGCACCUGGCCCAGCCCACCAGCCACCCAAAUGCCACUUACACACCCACUGUUUAAGCCAAUUUCAGUUGUUGUUCUUUUUUGUUCUUUGUAAAUAUUAAGAAAGUUAAUAGAAUAAAGAUAUUUCUUUUUGCAGUUUCCACA
Messenger RNA from Cavia porcellus (domestic guinea pig), 2254 nucleotides. RefSeq names its product family with sequence similarity 181 member A (gene Fam181a). Lineage: Eukaryota; Metazoa; Chordata; Mammalia; Rodentia; Caviidae. The transcript is spliced from 2 exons. The record is from RefSeq and is a predicted model, not a curated record. Bases 945 to 1835 code for a protein of 296 amino acids.